Messenger RNA from Coregonus clupeaformis (lake whitefish), 1335 nucleotides. RefSeq names its product ankyrin repeat, family A (RFXANK-like), 2 (gene ankra2). Gene Ontology annotation, cellular component: nucleus. Lineage: Eukaryota; Metazoa; Chordata; Actinopteri; Salmoniformes; Salmonidae. Gene Ontology annotation, molecular function: protein binding. The record is from RefSeq and is a predicted model, not a curated record. Bases 7 to 882 code for a protein of 291 amino acids. Gene Ontology annotation, biological process: regulation of gene expression. The transcript has 8 exons.
GAGGAGAUGGAGGGGAUAUGUGUGAUGCCAGAUAUGAGUAGCAUCAAGUCGGAACACCUAGGUGGGAGUGCGGACAACACAGGUGCGCAGAACGUGGCCAUGGGGAUCAAGUUCAUCCCGCCCAACCGCUUCGAUAUGAACGUGUGCUCAAGAUUCGUCAAGUCACUCAACGAGGAGGACAGCAAAAACAUCCAGGACCAGGUCAACUCCGACUUGGAGGUGGCUUAUGUUUUAUUUAAAGCCGAGUGUAAUAUUCAGACGUCGCCCUCACCGGGAAUACAAGUGCGUCAUGUUUAUACCCCGUCCACCACCAAACACUUCUCCCCCAUCAAACAGUCGACAACACUCACCAACAAGCACCGUGGUAACGAGGUGUCCUCCACUCCUCUUCUGGUCCACUCCCUGUCCAUUCACCAGCUGGCAGCACAGGGAGAAAUGGUUUUCCUGGCCAGCAGGAUUGAACAAGAGACAGUGAUUAACCUGCAGGAUGAGGAAGGCUUCACCCCCCUGAUGUGGGCCGCAGCACACGGACAGAUAGCAGUCGUAGAGUUCCUGCUUCAGAACGGAGCGGACCCCAACCGGUUGGCUAAAGGCAGAGAGAGCGCUCUGUCUCUGGCAUGCAAUAAGGGAUACACAGACAUCGUUAAGAUGCUCAUCGGCUGUGGGGUGAACGUCAAUGAAUAUGACUGGAACGGAGGGGCUCCCGUGCUCUACGCUGUCCAUGGGAACCAUGUACCCUGUGUGGAAAUCCUCCUGGAAAGUGGAGCCGACCCCACCAUCGAGUCCGACUCUGGCUUCAACGCUGUGGCAAUGGGCCAUAGGAAUGUUCAACAGGUGAUGGAGGCCCACCUACUGAAGCUGCUGAUGGGGGUGCGAGAAUGACCAGAGCCCAGGGAAAAGCCACUAACCUGGGGAACACAAGGAGGGACUGCCUGGGAAUGGAAAUACAGCAGACGCCAUAAUGAAGAAAGAAAUAUGGCUGAGGACAAUCGUGAGGCAUGUCUAUGAGACUGUCUCAUCUGUUAAGCUCAUGAAGCAUGUGGGAGUAUUUAUGGAUAGACAGGCAUCCCAAAUGUCUGUUUUGGGUAGACUCCCUAUUGUGUUUGGUUUGUUACAAUGUAAAUAACUUCUGAGCUAAAUGUAAAACUAGUGCAUAAACCCAAACGUUUGCACUAAUCAUGCAUAGAUAAUGGGAGAUGUUUGUGAAAGUCUUGAGUUAAGUGCACACUUCAUUUGAGAAUUCUGCCCCUCAUGAAAAGGGUAUUUUCAUAAUAUGCCAUUUAACAGACGCUUUUAUCCAAAGCGACUUAGUCAUGUGUGCAUACUUUUUUUAUG